Messenger RNA from Anguilla rostrata (American eel), 2051 nucleotides. RefSeq names its product ankyrin repeat and SAM domain-containing protein 1A-like. Bases 21 to 2051 code for a protein of 676 amino acids. The record is from RefSeq and is a predicted model, not a curated record. Gene Ontology annotation, cellular component: cytosol. The transcript has 14 exons. Gene Ontology annotation, biological process: ephrin receptor signaling pathway. Lineage: Eukaryota; Metazoa; Chordata; Actinopteri; Anguilliformes; Anguillidae. Gene Ontology annotation, molecular function: ephrin receptor binding.
CUCUCGUUUCUCGGGCUAAGAUGGGGAAGGAGCAAGAACUGCUAGAGGCGGCCCGCACUGGGAAUCUCGCCGCCGUUGAGAAGCUUCUGUCCGCGAGACGCCAGUCGGCAGGGACCGGCAGUGGAACUAGGUCCAGCUUGCUCAGCCUAUGGCGUGGCCCCAGUGUAAACUGCGCAGACAGCACAGGAUACACCCCCCUCCACCACGCCGCCCUCAACGGACAAAGUGAGGUGGUGCAGGCGUUGCUAAGGAACGAGGCGCUGACCAACAUCGCUGAUCACAAGGGCUGCUCUCCGCUGCACCUGGCCGCCUGGCGGGGCGAUGAGCGGAUCGUCAGGCUGCUGAUCCACCAGAGCCCGUCACAGCCCAAACUCAACGAGCAGAACAACGACAACGACACCCCGCUGCACUGCGCGGCGCAGUACGGCCACGCCGAGGUGGUGCGCCUCCUGCUGGCGGAGCAGGCCGACCCCGCCACGCGCAACAACCGCCUGGAGACGCCGCUGGACCUGGCGGCGCUCUACGGCCGCCUGGAGGUGGUGCGCCUCCUGCUGGCCGCCGGCCCCGCCCUGCUGGCCUGCCGCGCCCCCACGCACACGCCCCUCCACCUGGCCGCCCGCAACGGGCACCUGCCCGUGGUGCAGGUCCUGCUGGAGGCCGGCAUGGACAUCAACUGCGAGACAGAGAAGGGGAGUGCGUUGCACGAGGCCGCGCUGUUUGGGAAGACGGACGUGGUGCAGAAGCUGCUCAGCGCAGGGAUUGAUGCCAACAUGGUGGACUCCCGGGGGCACACCGCGCUGGACACGGUGAGGGAGGUGCCCUCCCGAAAGAGUCGCGAGAUCGCCGCUCUCAUCCGCGAGCUGAAUGAGCAGUUUUCGGGGCCCGAGGAGGAGAAUCCGUACGAGGCCCUGCUUGAGGACACUUCCUGUCACUCCCUGGACAGCCUGGCCAGCGGGAAAUCCUCGGACCGGGAAUCGGGCCGACCGGACAGCGAAGGAGGCAAGAAGGAGCGUCACCCUGACCCUGCACCGCCGUCUCCAGACAUCCCGGAGGAAGUCGGCUCUGAGACCCUGCAUGCUAACGGCAGCAUGGACGAGAAGGAGGUGACAGGUGAGGAGGACGCAGGAGAUCCCACCUACGAGCUUCUGUCCACUCCCAAGACCAGAGGUCCUCUCUCCAGGCAGGACUCUGUGUCCCAGACAGAUGAGGAUGAUGUCACCAUUCCUCCCAGCAGUCUGCUACCUCAGAACCGAAAUCCGUCGCCCCAGACCAACCCGGGCCAGACCCUGCCUCUCCUGGGACAGGACCUGGAUGCUGAGCGGCCAGGAUUGAGAGCACACCCAGGAGAUACCGCCCAGCCCGCUAGAGCCCGGAGCGCCGCCACCACCGCCACCGCCGCCGUCGCCGCCGUCGCCGUUCCGGAGCAGUUCGCGGGCCUCCUGCACGGCUCCUCCCCCGUGACUGAGGGCAGGGAGGACCCCUUCCAGACGCCGAGCGGGGCCCCCACACGCCCCGCCCCAGGGGACCCCAGGACGGGCCCCUCAGCCAUGUCGGCCCCGCUGCUGGACCGCGACCCCACCGCCAUCUACGCCACCGUGGUGCACUCCAGGGCCCGGGACGUCCGGGACGCUCGGGACCCGCCCGACGCCACGCCCCCCGGAAAGGCCCGCCCCGCCCCGGGGGACCUGAAGCUGACCCGCAGCCUCUCCAAGUCGGACUCGGACCUGCUGGUGUCCCCCCCCGGCGAGGAGGAGGGGGGGCUCGGGGGCCGGAGCGAGUCCGUGUCCGACUGCAGCGCCGGGAAGAAGCACAUGGAGCGGUCCCCCUCUUUCACCUCCGAAUGGGACGAGAUUGAGAAGAUCAUGAACCUGAUUGGAGCUGGCAUCCAGUUCUCCAGGGAUCCACCUGUCACUCCUACAGUACCUGGUGUCCCAGAGGAGCUGGGCGUUCUGUGCGUCCCGCGUUUGGCUCUGGGAGUUUCCUGGCUCCUGUUUGAGGCCCAGCGGAGGCGGCGGACGAAGGAGGAGAACGGGGGCUUUGCGCGCGGGUGA